UGGAAAGCCCGGUGCAGCGGCCCCCUGGUGAUGGCAUCCGACAGUGACGUGAAGAUGCUGCUAAACUUCGUGAACCUGGCGUCCAGCGACAUCAAGGCGGCCCUGGACAAGUCCGCGCCCUGCCGCCGCUCCGUGGACCACCGCAAGUACCUGCAGAAGCAGCUCAAACGCUUCUCCCAGAAGUAUUCCCGGCUCCCGCGGGGCCUCCCCGUUAGAGGGGCCGAGCCUCACCUGAAAAGGGGACCCGAGGACCGGCCCGGGAGGCUGCUGCCCCUCGAAUCUGGCCACGGUUCCAGCCCCGGCGGGGGUGGGGGCUGCAAGGAGAAGGCGUUGGGGAACCCGGACCGGGAGGAAAGCCUCUCUAAGGAGCGGACCCUCCAUGGGCUGGAUCCAGGAGCUGCCAGGCCUGGCCAGGUGCCCAUGAGGAAAAGACAGCUGCCUGCUUCCUUCUGGGAAGAGCCACGGCCCACCCACAGCUACCCUGUGGGGCUGGAGGGGGGCCUGGGACCCCGGGAGGGACCUCCCUACGAGGGUAAGAAACACUGUAAAGGCUUGGAGCCCCUGGGGCCCGAGACCGCCCCGGUGCCCGCCUCCCCCAGGGCACCGGCUGAGAAGGAGCCGCUCAAGAUGCCCGGGGUCUCCCUGGUGGGCCGCGUCAGUGCCUGGAGCUGCUGCCCCUUCCAGUACCAUGGACAGCCCGUCUACCCAAGCCCUCCCGGCGCCCUGCCCCAGAGCCCGAUGCCCAGCCUGGGCCUCUGGCGGAAAAGCGCGGCUUCCCCCGGCGAGCUGGCCCACUUCUGCAAGGACGCGGAGGGCCCGGGGCAGAAAGUGUACAGACCUGUGGUUCUAAAACCCAUCCCCACCAAACCGGCUGUGCCCCCACCCAUCUUCAACGUCUUCGGCUAUCUCUAG
Dama dama (fallow deer) is the source of this 912-nucleotide messenger RNA. RefSeq names its product family with sequence similarity 181 member A (gene FAM181A). The transcript has a single exon. Lineage: Eukaryota; Metazoa; Chordata; Mammalia; Artiodactyla; Cervidae. The record is from RefSeq and is a predicted model, not a curated record. Bases 31 to 912 code for a protein of 293 amino acids.